AUGAGUCAGGACCACCAUCCUCGCGAUGGCUCCGCUGGCUCUUCCUCCAGUCGCUCCUCACCUACUCCCUCAUCUCCUCAUCCACGGACGCCGCGUUAUAUGACAGUGGGCAAUGGGUCGACUUCAGCCAGCGCGGCAGCAUUAAUGUCGACACUCGACCACGACUCAGGCUAUGGAUCAAGUAUUGCUGGCGACAGCUAUACUAAUGAUGGUAGCAAAGGGUGGCAUCCAGGACUAACAUCAGAUCAACCCACACCAGAAUUUACUUCGAGAAUACCUGACGAGACGAAUCCAGAUGCAGACAAAGAUAGGAGGAUAAUGGCCAGUCAUGUCCACCAGCUAUACUACAACCAAAAUCGCGCUGCGCUCGGUCGCCAGAUUACGAAGACGGUGGAGACCCUUACGGGUCUACAGCAGAUGAACUCGAAAUGGCCUGCGCAAUACCCUUCUGUACGAGAGCCCCAAAAGCCAAAGUCAGAUCCUAGACCCGGCUUCGCACAUACUCAAUCAACCGUCGCUGGUGGAGACAUCCACAAAGGAAAAGACAAUGUCCCUCUACGACCUGGUGCUCCACGCAGGGCUGCCACUUCCCUUGGCGAAGAAUCGACCGCAGAGUCGAGUUCUGCAGCUGAAGCCCGGAAGCCUCAAGAGCCAGAAAGACUUAUCACACCUCAAUCAGCACAGGACUUCUCGGUACUGAAGUUGAACAUGAAUGUCCAAGGAUUCACGCAGGCGGAGAUUGCACAUUCCAUGAAGAAAGAGUCAAUAGCAUCUUUAUUGGAUGGGAGAAUAAAUCAGAGUAUAAGGCAUUUGUUACGGCUGCGGGAUCGGAUCGAGGAUACCUCCAGCAAAGUCCUAGUCACAGGUGACUUGAAUGCCGGUAAAUCGACAUUCUGUAACGCGCUGCUGAGAAGGAAGAUCCUACCGGAAGAUCAGCAACCGUGUACGAGCAUUUUCUGCGAGGUCUUGGACGCGAAGGAGAAUGGCAAUCUAGAGGAGGCGCAUGCAGUGCACAAGGACGCCACGUACAAUCGGAAUGACGAAAGCACCUAUGAUGUGUACCCUCUGCAAGACCUAGAGAAAAUCGUCACAGACAAUCAAACGUAUACACAAUGUAAGGUUUACGUUAAGGACAUCCGGACGAUUGACGAAUCGUUACUCAACAACGGUGUUGUGGACAUUUCGAUAAUAGACGCACCUGGUCUUAAUUCAGAUUCUCUGAAAACGACUGCGGUUUUCGCGAGACAAGAAGAAAUUGACGUGGUCGUAUUUGUCGUCUCCGCCGCCAACCAUUUCACUCUCUCUGCCAAGGAGUUCAUCUGGAACGCCGCACACGAGAAGGCGUAUAUCUUCAUUGUGGUCAAUGGAUUCGACAAUAUCAGGGACAAAGACAGAUGUGAGCGCAUGGUCCUGGAGCAAGUUGCAAACUUGAGUCCAAGGACGUUCAAAGAGUCUUCCGAAUUGGUACACUUUGUCUCAAGUAACGCAAUUCCAGUCGCGCCUGCAAUUGGUCCAGGUCCUCCCGGUGGUGACGGCGGCGGAGGUGGCAGCGGUAGCAGUUCUGGCCCUUCGAACGAUUUCCCAUCCCCGGCUGACGAUGACGAGAUGCUGGGUAAGCAUGGCGAGCCUGGAUCGCCUCCGAGGAAGGACAAAGGAAAGGAAAAGGAGAAGCUGCAGGAUUUUGAGAAGUUGGAAGGCUCACUCCGACGAUUUGUGCUCGAAAAGCGUGCUAAGUCGAAGCUCGCCCCUGCCAAAACCUAUCUCCUCAAUGUUCUCACCGAUCUCAAUUUGCUAGCCACCGUUAAUCGCGAUGUUGCCCAAUCAGAGCUCGACCGCGUGUGGCAAGAACUUCAAGAGAUCGAGCCAGCCUUCGAGAAAUCGAAGAAAGCUCGCGCAGAAGUCAGCGAUGAUGUCGACAAGACAAUCGAAGAGACAUGCUCAGACAUCUACAACAACACCCGCACCAUCAUCAACAACGCCAUUUCCCAGGUUGCCGCCACUGAUCUCGGUGUCCCAUACCCUGGCCUUAUGAGCGCCUUUCAAUACGCCGAAGAUGUUAAACAGGCUAUGCUCGACCAGAUUUCCCAAGCGGUCUCAAUUUGCGAAGAAAAGGCCAAGCAUCAGACAAUUGGCAGCGUCAACACCAUCAAAUCUCUAGGCGUACUACAUCUUGGUGACGAGUACAAUGACUUGAAUUUCAACUCGGAUCGGAUGUUCACAAAGAGACGAGACCUACUAGCCAGACAAGUCGAUUUCGAAAUCGAGUUUGCAGAUUUCUUCGACAUUAGCAGUCUCUGGGAACAAAAUGAAAAAGUCGCAGGUACAGGCAUGGCUUUGACGGUAGCAAGCGUGCUGGGUGGACGCAUGAUGGGCGGGUUUGGCUGGGUAGACGGAGCUGUCGGCGCCGCUAGGGUUAUGGGAACGCAGAAUAUGCGGAGACUCAUCGUUCCGGGUCUCAUUGCAGCAGUGGUUCUAGCAACGACCUACACCCUCCGCACCAUUCCCACCACACUCCCUCCUCGCCUCUCCCGCCGCAUCUCCUCCACCCUGUCCGCUUUGGACUAUACCCACACCAACGCCUCCCGCGUCUCCACCGAAACCCGCAAAAUCCUCCGUUACCCUGCCGAAAACUUGCACGCUGGGCUUCAGCAAAGUGUUAGAGCGCUGGGGGAGAAAAGGGAGGAGAGGGUCAAGGUUAAAAAAGAGUCGGAAGUUGCGAGGAAGUAUUUCGGGAAUUUGGUUAGGGAGACGGGGGAGGGUCGGGGGAGGGUCGAGGAUGUGGAUCUGGAAGGCGCGCAGGUCCCGGGGUUGGCGGGGGGGUAUGAGGAAGGUAUGAUGGUGUGA
Messenger RNA from Letharia columbiana, 2844 nucleotides. RefSeq lists its product as uncharacterized. Gene Ontology annotation, biological process: mitochondrial fusion. The coding region runs from base 1 to 2844 and encodes 947 amino acids. Gene Ontology annotation, cellular component: mitochondrial outer membrane. Lineage: Eukaryota; Fungi; Ascomycota; Lecanoromycetes; Lecanorales; Parmeliaceae. Gene Ontology annotation, molecular function: GTPase activity; GTP binding. The record is from RefSeq and is a predicted model, not a curated record. The transcript has 2 exons.